UUUGUGAAACUGGUAGUUUGUUUGGCUCCCGAGGAAGAGAAAUUGACUGGUCGCAAUCCCCUUGAUUUCCCCAUUGAGUGGGAGAGGCCUGAGCCUGGGCGUAGACCUGACAUAUUUCCUCAAUUUAGCCCUAUGAAAACACCAUUACCACCACCAAUGCCAUAUGAUCCUCCUGAAGAAGAUGAAGAAACGAAAGAGGAAGAGGAAGAUCCUGAAAAGGAAGAAGAACCAGAGAAUCCUGAAAAACUGUCCUGAGAAACAAAACUCAAUAUUUGGUAGGUUUGUGAACGGCCAAAACUCCAGCCCGGUUCAAUUUGGUUGUAUUCAGUUUCCAAUGGUGGCUACCACUUGCUUAUUCGCUUAGUAUGUAUAGAAUGGAUGGAAUGUUAGUCAUCCAUUUUUGCAGUGUGAGUGGUAUAUAUAUUGAGAACUUGAAAUUAAAUGAUGUCAAGUUCUGGAAUUUGAGAUUUUGAGUGCAGUGAAAGGGUUAGGACUUAAUGGAUGAAAAAGAAAAGAAAAGGGGUCACUAUUGGUGGUUAUCUUGAUGAGAAAAUUGGACGUGUAAUGGAUGGUAGAUUUGGAUUCUCAGUGAAAUGCUGCUUUUCAUGCAUCUAUGAUGUGAAUCAUUCGAUAUCGUCUUGUGCAAGUAGUUGGAAUGUUUUGUUAUUAAAAAUUCAUUAACCCACAUCUUAUGAUUUAAGUCUUGCUAGAGCUGCCACAGGGAUAUACUGAGAUGAUCUUAGAUCACAGCCCAAGCCCCCAGAAUGGAGUUUGCUUG
Messenger RNA from Durio zibethinus, 778 nucleotides. Lineage: Eukaryota; Viridiplantae; Streptophyta; Magnoliopsida; Malvales; Malvaceae. The record is from RefSeq and is a predicted model, not a curated record.